GUGUAACCACUGAACUGAAUCUUGAGUCACGGGUUAAGACUCGGCUUUACGCCUAGAAGUCUCGGCGUUGUCUCAAUCUCGCUGUGUAAUCACUUCUUCAAUUCUCUCACUGCAUCACCACGAGGCAGCUCAUUCCAGGGAGGGUUUAGGAUGGUUCUCCCUUACCAUCUCAUCAAGGUGUGCGGCAACACUGUCUUUGCCGCACAGGGGAGUGACAUUCACUCCUUCAAUUCGGGCCUCGAGUAUGUCUCGACUUGGAAGUACCCGGUGCAGCAAACGGACGAGUCAAAUGGUCCCUCUAUCGAUGCCCAGGAGUCACCGGCGCAGGAAGAACCACCCACCAAGCGAAGGAAGGUUGAGCCAGGCCAGGAAGAGGGUCCCAAAGGCCGCCGUGCGAAAUAUAAAAAUGGGCAGUCAAAGGGCAACAAGCCUGCCAAGCACGACGUUCCCGGCAAUGAGAGGCCGUUCGUCCAAGGGCUCUAUGCCACCACCGAUGGCCGCCAUCUAGUAGCCGUCACGGGAUCUGACAAAACCAUUUGGGUAUUCGAGCACGACGGCGUGGGCAAUUUAAACCAACUCAGCCAGAGAGCAAUGCCAAAACGGCCCUGCUCCCUUACCCUCACACAUGACAACCUCACCAUUCUCUCAGCCGACAAAUUCGGCGAUGUCUACGCCCUCCCCUUGCUCCCCUCUCCUAUUCCCACCACCACCACCACCUCGGCCACCCCCGGAGCAGCCACCCCGUCCGCCCUCUCGCCACCCACCUCAGGACCGGACGAAUCCCGCAGCGCGAGCGCCACCCCCUCUACCGCAACCCCAUCCGCCAUCAAGCCGCAAGCGACCGCGCUAACAGUCCACACCAAACGCAACCUCAGAGCGCUCGAACACCAAAAGAUCUCCCUCGGCCGCCGCGCCCUGCAAGAGCAGCCCAACCGCCCGCAGUUCGAGCUCACCCUGCUCCUAGGACACGUCUCCAUGCUCACCGCCAUCACCGUCGGCACCACCACCACCGCCACCGCCAGCACCGAAGCGGGCGGGACGCGGGUCCGCGAGUACAUUGUGACGGCGGACCGCGACGAGCACAUCCGCGUGUCGCGCGGCAUGCCGCAGGCGCACGUCAUCGAGCGCUUCUGCCUGGGCCACGAGGACUUUGUCAGCCGCCUGUGCAUGGCGCCCGGCGGGCGGGCCGAGGUGCUGAUCUCGGGCGGCGGGGACGACGACCUGUUCGUGUGGGACUGGGUCAGGGGCGAGCUGCUUGGCCGGGCCGGGGUGCUGGAGCAUGUGAAGGGGGUUGUGGGCGGGGAGGCGGCGAGUAAGGUUGCUGUGACGAGGGUGUUCGCGUGCGGGUGGGAAGGGGGGGUGGAGGUGUUUGUGGUCGUGGAGCGCGUCCCCGCGCUCUUCCGCUACGAACUCCUCGAGGACAACACCCUCCACCACCGCGAGACCAUCCCCACGCCAGGCAACCCGCUGGACGUCGAAGGAAUCGAGGUCCCGGGUGCGGCGCCACGCCUUCUGGUCGCCGUUUAUCCCAGCGGUUCCACCGAUGGAAGCAGCAACUCCUCGUUCAUCGUGCUGGACAAAGGCGAGUCGGGCUGGCGGCAAACGAGUGUUGAGAACCUCCCCGCCGGCGGAGACAUUGCCAUCAGUGAGACUGAGCUGCAGAAGAUGCUGUAUUCUACCGAAACUCUACGCAAGCUCUCGGAUUUUGACUGA
Chaetomium fimeti is the source of this 1713-nucleotide messenger RNA. RefSeq lists its product as uncharacterized. Gene Ontology annotation, cellular component: cytosol; nucleus; tRNA methyltransferase complex. The record is from RefSeq and is a predicted model, not a curated record. The transcript has 4 exons. Lineage: Eukaryota; Fungi; Ascomycota; Sordariomycetes; Sordariales; Chaetomiaceae. Gene Ontology annotation, biological process: RNA (guanine-N7)-methylation; tRNA modification. The coding region runs from base 151 to 1713 and encodes 520 amino acids. Gene Ontology annotation, molecular function: protein binding.